AUGUCUAUACUUGUAUCUGAUGUCUAUCUCUCUCCCACACAGAGGAAGGUAUACAGGACCAGCUCUACGGUGCCGCACGAACUCGCGGGCAUGCUCAGUCGCGAGACGUUUGAGAAAGCGAGAUUGUACAACCUCGACAAGAGCAGCUUUGGCUUCUGGUCGAGUCUCUAUUCCCAGCUGGAAACGUCCGCGAUCCUGUUGCUAGGCGGCAUCCCGUUUCUAUGGAACGCGGCGGGUGACGUGAUUGGUCGGUGGGGGUACACGCAAGAGGACGAGAUCACGCAGUCGAUGGCGUUCCUGCUGCUGUUGUCGGUUUAUUCGACGAUAUCGUCAAUGCCGUGGAGCCUGUAUUGUACGUUCGUCGUGGAAGAGAAACAUGGAUUCAACAAGCAGUCGAUGCUGGCAGACUUUAACCGGGAGCAGACGCGCUUCUGCGAGGGGAAGCAGGGCAGGCAGGCCGGGGAGGCGGUGGCGGUGCCACCCUGGGUCGGCUACAACGACGAGGAACAGCUAAAGAAACAGAUCCUUGCUCUGUCUCAGGACAAGCGCAACUUCCUGCGGAACCCGCCAGGGGGCGUGCCGUUCAACUUCGACUAUGCGACGUCGCACCCGGUCGCCAUGGCGACGCUCAACGACGACGCCAACCUGCAGAAGAUGCGAUUCGAACUCGUGAACCUGUUUCUGUGUCUCUGCCUCUUCGCGAUGCUCAUCAGCAGACAGGAGCUCUACGCUGCGUUUGGCUUCCCGGCCGCCCCGCCGCACCCCGUCCUCAUCGGUCUCAUCAUCAUCUUCCAGUUCGUCUUCUCGCCUUACAACGAGCUCGUCUCGUUUGCCAUGACGGCGCUGAGCCGUCGCUUCGAGUUCCAGGCAGACGCGUUCGCUCGCUCGCUGCGCCGCGCCACCGCGCUGCGUGGCGCCCUCUGCAAGCUGAACGCGGACAAUCUGUCGUUCCCGCUCUGCGACCCAUUGUUCUCCACCUACCACUACUCCCAUCCACCGCUGCUGGAGAGACUCCGCGCUCUACGCGACGACGACAAACAGGACUAGAGGGGGCGCCACCAACCACUACGCGCGCUCUACGCGACGACGACAAACAGGACU
Molecule: messenger RNA, 1101 nt
Organism: Priapulus caudatus
Lineage: Eukaryota; Metazoa; Priapulida; Priapulimorpha; Priapulimorphida; Priapulidae
Product: CAAX prenyl protease 1 homolog
Exons: 8
Coding region: 1-1047 (348 amino acids)
Biological process (GO): CAAX-box protein processing
Cellular component (GO): endoplasmic reticulum membrane
Molecular function (GO): metalloendopeptidase activity
Source: RefSeq, a predicted model, not a curated record